Messenger RNA from Thunnus maccoyii (southern bluefin tuna), 1276 nucleotides. It is a transcript of the gene abi3b, whose product is annotated as ABI family, member 3b. The transcript is spliced from 5 exons. The coding region runs from base 119 to 1084 and encodes 321 amino acids. NCBI's taxonomy places the organism in Eukaryota, Metazoa, Chordata, Actinopteri, Scombriformes, Scombridae. The record is from RefSeq and is a predicted model, not a curated record. Gene Ontology annotation, cellular component: lamellipodium. Gene Ontology annotation, molecular function: SH3 domain binding.
AAGGUAAUUCCGCAUUCACCUCCGACCAAACACCUUCCUGCCUCCACUGACUCUUGCCAAAAACUUGUCCAAGUAAGUUGUUUUAAAGGAUUUAAAAGGUUUUGUUAGCAUAGGAGAAAUGACGGAGCAAAAGAACUUUUCAGAGAUUAUUACUCAGAUAUUACAAGAGGCGCCAGCUGCCAGGAAGAAUCUUCUUGAAAACCAAAGCAACCUCCUCCGAGUGGCAGAUUACUGCGAAAACAAUUAUCUUCAGGCAGAAGAUCCAACUAAGGCUGUUGAAGAAGCCAAGGGUUUGGCUGUUCAGGCGCUGGCCAGUGUGACCUACCAGAUCAACAGUAUGGCCAGCACCGUGCUGAGACUGCUGGACUCACAGGCCAUGCAGAUCAAAGAUAUGGAGUCCUCACUCAAUCUGCUGACACUGGCUGAAGCUAUCCACCAUGAGAAGGUAGCCAGGAGAGAGAUUGGCGUUUUUACUACUCCCAAAAACAGGAGCCGUACCAAGCGUUUGACCCCACCGACUUCAGGCAAGGAGCCAGAGAAAAGCUACUCGAGAGCGCCAAUAUCAUACUCCAUCUUGGACUCCAUCGGACAUUGUUUUCAGGUCCCUGGGCAGCAGCCCAGAAAAAGAUCAGGAACCACAGACAGCAUACAGAGCACUGCAGAAACCACUGUAUCCAAUUUUGGUAUCGCUGUGCCUCUGCCAUCAGUCCCCACCUUGCCAACAGUCUCCAACCUCACCAAUGACAGCUUGCCUUCUCCUCCAGCUGCGUUGGACCCCAGUAUGCCUGCUCCUCCUCCUCCUCCUUCUCCUCCGCCACCUCCUCCUUCCUCCAUGGACACUGGCCUCCCCCCUCCCCCAUCCUUGACCUCACUCACAUGUCCUCCCCCUCCUCCUCCACCUCCACCUGUAUCAGGACCUGGUCCUUUUUCUCCUCCUCCUCCUCCUCCUCCUCCACCCCCACCAGUAGCAGGAGCUGCCCCUUCCCCUCCACCUCCACCUCCACCACCCCCUCCCACUGGGAACUCGGGUAUUGUGCCACCACCGCCUCCACCACCUCCUCCACCUCCCCCUUUCCUACGUUAAAAAACAUUAUAGCUCAUGUAAAGUUUCUGUGUGGGGUUUCCUGUGUAAUUCCCAGCUAACAUUGUAAGCUGGCAUGCUACGUUUGCCAUUAGAUGGAUGUGUAAAAAUGAGGGCAGCAUGUGCAGUAUUUUGUUAAGUCCAGGCGUGUUGUGAAAUCAAUGUUAAGCACAAAUAAAAGCUUGAAAAAGUGUG